Aspergillus candidus is the source of this 3805-nucleotide messenger RNA. RefSeq lists its product as uncharacterized. NCBI's taxonomy places the organism in Eukaryota, Fungi, Ascomycota, Eurotiomycetes, Eurotiales, Aspergillaceae. The record is from RefSeq and is a predicted model, not a curated record. The transcript has 3 exons. The coding region runs from base 324 to 3419 and encodes 1031 amino acids.
UCUUCUUCUUCUUCUUCUCUUCUCCCUCUGAGAUGCUCUCUCAUCCCCUGUGAUCGCCAUUCGAUCCUCCACUCUGCCUCCAUUUGACUCCAUUCAAACUCUUGUUUUUGGGACAUUGUUGACCUUUGCCAAGUCCCUUCAAUUGUCGAAUCCUCGUCUCUUUUUAGGAUUCGUUCGUUGUAGCUCUCCUCAGUCUCCCCGUUCAACUACUGACGUCUAUCAAAUUUACCACCUCCUGUGACACCCCGCCUCUGGCUUUCUUACAAUCUGGCCACCAUCAAGUUGUCUUUUAUUAAUUGGUAUCAUACCAUAAUCCACCCAUUAUGACGGCACAGACGGUCCCUGCAAUCCCUCCGCGGCCAUCAAGGUCACCGCACCAGCAGAACCUUGCACCGACGGGCAAUGCGCCCAAGAUUCCUCCACGUCCUUCUCGGCAUAUCGAACGGUCAAUGUCCCCGCUCCGAGAUAGCUUUGCGCCAUCACCGUUGAACGAGCCCCCUCAUGGCUCGGCCCUGAAUCGCACGGUCUCUAGUGAGACUCCACAACGUCCACCGAGCGUCACGAUACCGUCCCUGGGCGAAGAAGGCAUCGAAUAUGAAGACCUGGGCGUCAGUGAUACCCCCGAGAAUCAUCCUGCCGCCCCGACGGAAACACGGAACGUGGGGAGCGAUCUCAAACUCCAUGCGCCAAGACCGUCCUUGCCGACCUCGAGCGCCAAAGCCCAAGUACAGGCGGUCACACGCACGGAUUCUCGCCAGGUUGCCGCGGCGGGACUUGCUGGAAUGACGUCUCCUUCCCACGAGGAGCGCCCUGAACGUCCGGGUCGUUCGCUGCACUCCGGAGCAAGCGGCUCGCGAGCAGACUCAUCGACGGCCUCGACCGACCGACGGCUGCAAUAUGAAGAAGAGCAGGGCAUCCCCGAAAUUGGACAGCGGGUCCCCAUGUACCCCAAUGGUGGCGAUGUGCAGGCGCCGUCCCCGAGUCCCUAUCAGGUGGAACACGCGGCCAAUCAGCGCCCGAGCCGGGGCCAUAACCGAAGCCGUAGUGGUCGCGAAUCUUCCCUACCCCCCGGUAGUUACGGUCUCCACGGUCAUGGCGUGGACCCCAGUGACAAGUUCGAGAAGGCUUGGUAUGAGAAGCAUCCGGAUCAAUACGUGAAGGAGGAGAAAGGGCAAUAUGGCUCCGGCGUUGGCACUCCCAAGCCCGACUGGGCUCUGAGUAGCGAUGACUUGAAUAAGCUUGUUCGCGGUUCUGCGGUAACCGGUUCUGGCCUUGGGACCUCUCCUGCUGUGAGCGGCACCCCAGAAGAGGAGAUUGGCUACAUCGCUUCUGAUGAGUACCAGCACCGCCUGGUGUCGCCCCCACCGCCGGGAUCGCACCACGACUCGCGUCCAGCGGUUGCCUCGUCUCUGAAACAAUCGGAAGUGCCCGAUCCGGAGCCCGAGCCUGUGACCGAGGAGACAUCGGGCGGAAAAUCCAGAGACUCUGGCUUAAUUCACGUUAAUGAACCCUACCACCAUCUGCACCAUCCAGAUGGUUUUGCUCCGACCCCCGAUCCGGAUGAGCUGGCCCAUGGACACGGUGACGACGACGCUGAGAAGGAAGAGCCCAUCCUGGCUGCGGAUGAAGUGCGCCCGGAGUCUGCGUACCAACACCCCGCCAUCUCCCCGACAUUCGGUCGGAGGAGCAGUCAGGACCAUGAGAGGAGCCGGCCUUCCAGUGUCUCCCAUAGUCGUCCGACCAGCAGAAGCACCAGCCAUCACGGCAGUAUGCCCAAUCUGGCACGACUCAACUCACGCGAUGAACGCGAGGAUGCGCACACGCCGCUCGAGGAUGUCGAGGAGUAUGAGCCUUUGUUCCCCGAAGAUGCGUCCAAGGACAAGAAGCCGGUCUCCACUGUGGAGCGCUUCAAGCAGCGUCCCGACCUGCUUAAGCAUCGAUUUCCGAGUCAGGACAUCUGGGAGGAUUCCCCCAACAGUCUGCAGCUCCAUACCACCGUGUCCACCCCCGACGCGGCCAAGGAUGAAGUCUACGAGACCCCGGAACAGGAAUCCUUCCGCAGAAGCCAGACGACCCGCACUGAUCCCCACCGGAUCGCCACACAGAUAUUGGAGGCCGAAGACCAGGAACAUGAGGAGCAGGCCUCUUCGCGUCAGGGUAUCGCCAAGCAAAGGUUUCCAAGCCGUGAUAUUUGGGAGGACGUCCCAGAAAGCCAGAGACUGGUGACCACGAUAGAGCCCUCAGAAGCGCAAGAACUCCAAAGCCCAGUGGUACCCACGAAACCACACCUUCCGUCCCGACCUCAAAAGCAGGCUCCCCCUGUAAACACUUCUACCAAGCCUGUCACGUCACCCACCAAUCCAGUCACGUCGCCCACCAAGCCUGUCACGUCGCCCACCGAGAAGAAACAGCCCCCCAUGAUUCCAGAUCGGCCUAAGCCGCAGAUCCCUAUCCGGCCUGCCCGACUUGCCCGCGGAUCCACGGAUGAGAACAAGGAUGCUCCAGCGGCCAAGGAUGUUGCAGCUAAACCAAAACCUGCGGUGCCAUCGCGUCCGGGGGGAAGCAAAAUUGCGGCUCUCAAGGCAGGAUUCCUGACCGACUUGAACUCACGGUUACAAGUUGGUCCCCAAGUGGCCAAGCCGCCGCCGAAGGAGGAACCUCCGGCCGAGAAAGUACCGCUGAGUGAUGCUCGCAAGGGACGGGCUCGUGGACCGGCACGACGGAAGCCUGCAGCCGAACCCGCCCCCUCACGUCUGCCCACGAUACCCGAGGUCCGGAUCACUGAGACUUGGAAUGUGUGGCAGGUGGACGCAGACGGCCACGUGGUCGUGGGUGACAGCGGGAAAGCCGAGUCGCCCAAGGUGAAAGCCGAGUCGCCCAAAGCUGCUGCUGCGGCCCCCGACACUACACUCGAGAGCGCCCCAAUGGCCCCGCCGAUAUCCGAGAACGCUGCCGGCGAGUCGACCGAUCCCCAGCCGUCGUCAUCCCCAGCGAAGGAGUCAUCCCCGGUCAAGGAGUCACCUCCAGUCAAGGAGUCACCUCCAGUCAAGGAGUCAUCUCCAGUCAAGGAGUCAUCUCCAGUCAAGGAGUCAUCCCCAACCGAGGAGUCAUUCCCAGCUGAGGAGAAGGCCCAGUCGCCGGAAGCCACCUCUCCCCCAGCCGCGGAACCCAAGACACUGCCGGUCUUCACCGACGCAGCCCACAAGGCCCCGGACACGGAAGAUACUGAUACCAAGGACGGACCCGCUCCCGCCGUAGAACCGGUAGUGAAAGAAGACGAGCCGGAAGCAGCCUCGGCCACAGCCCCAGCCGCAGCCCGAAUUCAAUCCCCUGAGGAAGAAGCAGUAGAUACCAUCGCGGAGGGCCUAGCCGCCGUCGCCGACGGCAAGGAAAACCAAGAAAUCCAACACCACGUUUAGUGAAGUGUUUAAUAUCUUGUUGCUCUCCUUUCUGUUCCAGCGGGACGGGCAAUCUUCAGUGUGUGUCUAGCAUAUUCCAUUCAUUCAUUCAUCCAUUCACUCCUUCCUUCCUUCCAUAUCGCUUGAUGUCCAUAUCUUGUGACUGCUUCCCUCACUCUCCUUAGGAGAAUAUAACGCUGCGAGUACCUACUAGUACUAGUACACUUAUGUCUAUUUCCUUGCUUGGACAUGCAUGCAUCUGUCGCCCACGUUGGGUAUUAUCUUAUUAUAUGUGUACAGUCGUUGAUUGUUGAGUUCUAGCUGUGGUAAUCUUUUAUUACGGUGUGGGUUGUGAUUACUAUUGAUAUGGUUAGUAGUACUAUUGUAGGAGUUUACUACCUGCCAGG